CCCGAGAGGUAUCUCGGUAGUGAAAGAGAGCGACGAAGUUAAUUAGGAAGAGUGAUACCGUGGUGAGGUUGGAAUUGUUGUCCGUAAUUUCGCACCAGGAACCGUAAUGCUUAUGACUAUGAUUACCUAAGCCUCCUUGGUCGUUGUCCGUGGCAACCGUAGGUGGGUGGGGCUUGUGUACCUACUAUGGAGUCGUGACAUUCAACAAAGUCGCAGUGCUUUUGACUUUGCCGUUGGAAUACAUACCUUCAGUCGAAGUACUUCAGCAUUCUUCCCCAGGAUUAGAGCAGUAUAAUUCAGCCCAUGUAUUAUGGUUUUUGGUAUCAAAAUUGCAAACCACGGGAGAUAACAGACAGGGCGGCCAGCACCGGCACCACCAUACGAUCAUGGCGAGGGCAUGCAGUGAACUUGGCGAUUCCAGCGACGACGAGUUUCCCGAUCUAAACUCCUUGGUUGGCCGAAACAAGGCGAAGACGGGCCUGGCUGGUGCAGCCGUACGACUCGAGAAGGAAGCUAGAGCAGCGCCAGCACCAAAAUCACCAGGGAAGACGCCGUUGAGGCGCCGCAAGCUCGUCAAGCUGGAGGACAGCGCACUCUUGCGACCAUGGGCCAAAGAUGAAAGGAUUUCCAGUGACAACGGCGGGUCCCGUUUGCCUGGGGAUACCGAGAGGAUAAAUCGCCCGGGGGUUCAGUUGAGGGCAAGGAAGCAGAAGCCGGCUGCAGAGGCCCAGCCAGACGAACUUACAGAGGCGGAUAUCCCCCCUGUUGAAGAAAUCUCAGUAGGGGUCUCGGUCGACGACUCGUCGGAAUUUUAUGACACCGCGCGUUUCGAUUCCAAUGACGAUGACGACGACGACGACGACACGUUCGACAACAUAUUCCCCAAGUCCCUGGCCAACCAAAAUACGCACACCCGGAGAGCGAAGGCCUCCCCAGCGAAAGCGAGACUACCUCAACCAACUAGCCGGGUAACUUCUGCUACGGAAUGCAGGGCCUCGAGGCAUGGCCUUGAGAGCUUCGAGUCCGAGGAACUUAAUGUCGACACCCGAAGGACGGCAAGAAAGCGCAGCGAAAAGACCGGGAAAGGACAGGGCCAUGCCAUGGAAAAUAAAUGCCAAGAUGGUGGCAUUCCCAGGGAAAUGGCCAACCUCCCCAUCAGAGAUAAUGACGACCUGCUACUUCCACCCGUCGGAGAUAAAAAAGGGGCGACAACGGACAGGCCGACCACGCCGCCAUCAACACCCCCAAAGCCCCGCGCGACAGGUCUGGUGUCGCCCGUCAAGAAGCUAGCCCGAAUUCCGAUGACACCCCACCGCCCAAGCAUGGACAUGUUCUGGAGUCGGGAGUUUGUGGAUGACUGGAACGACGAGCACUCGCCCAGGAAGCAGCUGUUCCCCGACGCCGCCAAGAGCCCAUCCAAGGCGAGCCCAUCGAAGAAGAAGACCAAAAACCCAGCCAAGCCGGCCGUCUCGGCGCGGGAGGCGAAGAAGGCGUUCGAGAAGACGAAGCACGAACUGGCGGCCAAGUUCCUACACGAGCUCGACGCAACCAUCACACAGGGCCAGCUGGGCGAGCUCGCGGCCUCGACGGGUGGGAUCCAGGUGACGUGGACGAACAAGCUCAACACGACGGCCGGGAGGGCGAACUGGAAGCGGGAGACGGUGCGGACGCGGACGUCGUCGGCGGACGGCGGGGCCGAGGUGGUGACGGUCAGCCACCGGCACCGUGCGUCGAUCGAGCUGGCGGAGAAGGUGAUUGACGACGAGCACCGGCUGCUCAACGUGGUGGCGCACGAGUUCUGCCACCUCGCCAACUUCAUGGUCAACGGCGUGACGGGGAACCCGCACGGCAAGGAGUUCAAGGCAUGGGCGGCAAAGUGCUCGCGCGCAUUCGCCGGCCGCGGCAUCGAGGUGACGACCAAGCACUCGUACGACAUCGACUUCAAGUACGUCUGGGCGUGUGUUAUCUGCGCCGCCGAGUUCAAGAGGCACUCCAAGAGCAUCAACCCGGAGCGCCACCGGUGCGGCAGCUGCAAGGGCGAGCUGAGGCAGACGAAGCCCGUGCCCAGGGGCCAGGGGCGGGAGAGCGAGUAUCAGAAGUUCAUGAAGGAGCACAUGAAGCUGCUCAGGGAGGAGAAUCCCAAGAGCCCCCAGAAGGACAUCAUGAAACUCGUCGCCGACAAGUGGUCGCGCCAGGAGAAGAAGGGAGACUCCAAGAAGGCGGGUAAGGGGGUCGAUAUCGUCGAUGAUGUUGCAGACGGGCUCGAUGCAUUAAGUCUGGGAGAGGGGAAGUGAUCAUCGUUGUAGAGAGAUGUCCGCAUUGAUACCCAAUGAGUCUUGAUAUGUACCUACCUAUGUAAUCGACCGUGUUCUCGGCUGGCGAGAUGGGUUGAUGACCCCCAAAUGAACCAUUUCCCCAAACGCCGUGCCAUUUCAGCUAUCUACGUACUUGUC
Molecule: messenger RNA, 2453 nt
Organism: Phialemonium atrogriseum
Lineage: Eukaryota; Fungi; Ascomycota; Sordariomycetes; Cephalothecales; Cephalothecaceae
Product: SprT-like family-domain-containing protein
Exons: 2
Coding region: 387-2294 (635 amino acids)
Cellular component (GO): nucleus
Source: RefSeq, a predicted model, not a curated record